UUUCCUGAUAUGGAGUGAGAGAAGAAAGAUAGAGGACAACAUCAACCACUCCAAAGAUUUAUAUAUACAUAUAAAUCUCCAUAUCUUUGCAACCAAACCCAACAAUCUUUGAAAACAAAUAAGUGAACAAACCUUUCGUUUUAUUUAUAUUUAUUGGGGUCGUUCUUGAUUGUAUACUAGAAGGAGAGAUUUGUAUGUGUUUAUUAAUGGAGAGCAACACUACUAAUGGUAAUAAUCAGAAGACAAAGAUGAGUCUUGUGUUGUCAACAGAUGCUAAGCCCAGAUUGAAAUGGACAUGUGAGCUUCAUCACAGAUUCAUUGAAGCCGUUAAUCAACUCGGUGGACCAAACAAGGCAACACCUAAGGGUUUGAUGAAGGCUAUGGAGAUUCCUGGGCUUACUUUGUAUCAUCUAAAGAGCCAUUUACAAAAAUAUCGACUAGGAAAGAGCCUGAAGUUUGAUGAUAACAAUCUUGAAGCAGAUUCCUCUGCUUCAGAAACCCAAGAAGCUGAGAGUAAAAACGUCUCUGCAGAUUUCAGAGGCAGUGUCAACGUAGAAAACAACAAUCCAGCUAACGAAGGCGUGCAGAUCACGGAAGCUUUACAGCUGCAGAUGGAAGUUCAAAAGAAACUUCAUGAACAAAUCGAAGUUCAGAGGCAUUUACAAGUGAAGAUUGAGGCACAAGGCAAGUAUUUACAGUCAGUUUUACUGAAAGCUCAACACACUCUCGCUGGCUACACAUCUUCCACUCUUGGCAUGGACUUUGCGAGAACCGAACUCUCUAGAUUAGCUGCAAUGGUGAAUCAGAGUUCUUCGUUCUCGGAGCUAACACAAGUGGAAGAAUACAAAGAAGAAGGAUUCUUGUGGUGCAAGAAACCAGAAAACAGAGGAAUUACACAUCCAAGACGUUCAGUUGAGAGCUCGUUGACAUCUUCAGAGAGCUCAGAUACAAAUCUGAAUAAAAACAACGACGAGAGAAUGUCAGUGGAGCUUCCGUUGAUGGAGAUCAAAUCAGAAAAGCAGACGGAGAAGAAGAAGAGGAGCCUAAACGAUGUCGUUUGCAUGGAACGCCAGCCUCCAAAGAAGAGGAAUCUUGGAGCUUAUGAUGAUGAUGAUGAUGAACACCUGAGGUUGAGUUUGAAUAGUUACAAGAAAGACAUGGGGACGUGUCCGAACAUAGGACUAGGGUUUAAUUGAAAAAAGUAAUCACUUUAAUAUUAUAAAUAUUUUUAAAAAGUCCUAUGUAUCUGCGUAGAUUUCCAUAUAUAUAACAUAAAGUGGAGAUUUUGUGAGAAAGUCGGGGCGAAGAACGCAUGGGAAUAUUCUAUGAGUCAACAUGAUUAAUAUAACUAUAUAGAAAAUGCGUGAUUGUGUGUGUAGAUUAGGUGGGGAGGCUUGUGGAUGUGGUAAAGGCGGAUUUGGGGGGGACUUUUUAUGAUCAAUGAAA
Brassica oleracea var. oleracea is the source of this 1446-nucleotide messenger RNA. Its product is annotated as protein PHR1-LIKE 1-like. Gene Ontology annotation, molecular function: DNA binding; DNA-binding transcription factor activity. NCBI's taxonomy places the organism in Eukaryota, Viridiplantae, Streptophyta, Magnoliopsida, Brassicales, Brassicaceae. Bases 195 to 1196 code for a protein of 333 amino acids. The transcript is spliced from 6 exons. The record is from RefSeq and is a predicted model, not a curated record.